Notechis scutatus (mainland tiger snake) is the source of this 4107-nucleotide messenger RNA. RefSeq names its product heparan sulfate glucosamine 3-O-sulfotransferase 3A1. Gene Ontology annotation, molecular function: [heparan sulfate]-glucosamine 3-sulfotransferase activity. NCBI's taxonomy places the organism in Eukaryota, Metazoa, Chordata, Lepidosauria, Squamata, Elapidae. The record is from RefSeq and is a predicted model, not a curated record.
AGAGACGGCCGGCACGCCCCGGGAUCCCUUACUGCAAGCCCAGCCGGGGGGAGAAGGCAACAAGCGGCUGCCGCAAGCGGUGAUCAUCGGCGUGAAGAAGGGCGGCACCCGAGCGCUGCUCGAGUUUCUGCGGGUGCAUCCGGAUGUGAGGGCGGCGGGCGCCGAGCCGCACUUCUUCGAUCGCAACUACGGACGGGGACUCGCCUGGUACCGGGAAUUGAUGCCAAGGACUCUUGAUGGCCAGAUCACCAUGGAGAAGACGCCUAGCUACUUUGUCACUAAGGAAGCACCAGCUCGCAUCUCCUCUAUGUCGAAGGACACCAAGCUCAUUGUGGUGGUGAGAGACCCGGUCACCCGAGCCAUUUCUGACUACACACAAACCCUUUCCAAGAAGCCAGACAUCCCAUCCUUUGAGAGCCUGACCUUCAAAAAUAGGACUACGGGCCUGAUUGAUACCUCCUGGAGUGCCAUCCAGAUUGGCAUUUAUGCCAAGCAUCUAGAGAAUUGGCUCCUGUACUUCCCGCUUGGGCAAAUCCUUUUUGUCAGUGGGGAGAGACUGAUCAGUGAUCCAGCAGGCGAAUUGGGCCGCGUCCAGGACUUUCUGGGCCUCAAGAGGAUCAUCACAGAUAAACAUUUCUACUUCAACAAAACCAAGGGGUUCCCAUGCCUGAAAAAGGCUGAAGGCAGCAGCAAACCCCACUGUCUGGGCAAGACGAAAGGACGGACCCACCCCGACAUUGACCAGAAAGUAAUACAAAGGUUGCGAGAAUUCUAUCGGCCAUUCAACAUGAAGUUCUACCAGAUGACUGGCCAUGACUUUGGCUGGGAUUAAGGCUGGAAAAAUAGUAAUUUAAUCAUAUUAAAAGGAAAAAAAUAUAUUUUUGUACAUAUCAAUAGAGAUGGAAAUCUAAUAUUUGUGCUAAAGUCUAGUGAUUCCAAUUAAUAUUUUUGUUUUAAUGCAAACAUAUAUUUACUUGCUUUGUUAUUCAAGAUUUAUGAUAUCCAGUUCCACAAAUCCAGAAGACUGCCACUUAACUUAUGGAUAGGACUAUUGACUAUGAGACCUCACAGAGACAGAGACGCUUAUUUUCAAUAUGUUAUUUUUGAAGUUUUUAUAUAAUAAUUUGGUGCCUCAGUCUGUGGAUUCUAGUAUCAGUGCCCAGAUGUUUUGUUUUUUUUAAAGCAACUUUAGUUGGUCAUGUUGGUAACCAAAUAAUCAGGAUUGAAAGACAUUUUUCCAAUUUGAGCUAUUCUACUUGGUCAAUUCAUAUGAGUUAGAUUUAGACUUCUGCAUUGCUGAAGUGGCUGAAAAGAGGUUUUCAAUGAGUUUCAGGGUAAAAAAAACGGUCACUAAACAUUUCAAUUCUUUGUAUACAUUACAAAAUUAUUUAUGCACUUGAUCCUCAUGUGACUUAAUAAGGACAUUAGGGCAGCAGCCUCUGUCUGGCACUAAACCAGAUUUUAUUCAAAGCUGUGAGGAACAGAAGAUAACAUUUUGGCUCUGUUGAAACAUUCUAAUUUCUUACUAAGUAAGGAUGCUUUUCUGUUUGUAUUACUAAAGCUAAUAUAUACCCUUGAGAUCGGGUCAUUAGGCAUUUACUGAAGAGUGAUGUGAGGCCUUGUCCAAACAUGUGACCCCCCCCCCCCAAAUCUAGAUGUUUUCUCAAAGAAGAUCCAAUAACCAUACCAAUUAAGAUAAAAUAUCUUCAUUAUAGUUUGAAAGGCAUUUCAAAGCUUUACUCAUCUACCCCCCCACCCCCGACUCACCCACCUGUUGUCUCCAUAAAGCCUUACAUUGGCUCAGAUUUCCUUGCCCACAAUCCAGUGAUAGAUGGGCUGAGUUGAUGAGUCAACAGUAGGAAAAAAGAAAGCCAUUUUCCCUGUCAACUCUCCCACUUAAACUCAAAAGGUCAUUGGGUCAUCAGUCACUACCUCCAACCAACCAUGAUAGCUUUCCCUCUCAGCUCAUAAUGUCCAACUCUCAUCUUUUUCUGAAAUUGUGCCAUAAAACAUUUGAGUAAGUAUUUUAUAGCUACGCCAACAAAGAAGGAAAAUAUUUUGUUGUGCUAUAUCUCCAACUUUUAUGUCUUAGGUAUUUCUGAGUCCAUGAUUCAUCUAAAUAAAGUUAUCACCUACUGGAACAGCUGUUGUGCCUGUGACUCUGAAAGACAAAAACUCUAGCAGCAGCAAUAUGGGCACAACAUUUAUUAUGUUGGAUUUUUGGGGCUCAACUUCCAGGUUCCCUAAAAUGUAUGCCACACUGCAACCUUCUAAGCACUAGGAAUCACAGCACUGUUUAAUCUAUGGUUCCCCUCUAACAGUUCCCUUCUCCACCCCACCCCACCCCCCAAAAAACCCAUGGAGCAAUGAAAUUAUUCCCAAUUAAAAUUUACACCAUAAAAGUUAUAACAUGAUUUUUUAAUUGGUCUAGCACAUCUAUACCAAAUCCUAGACAAUUGUUUGCUGACAUGACAAUCUACAGUAAUUACAGAUCUAGAAUGAUUAAUUGUCUCAUUGUCUCUGUGAAUAUUUGUACCAUUGUACCUUUCCACAUAGAAUGAUCCAUCUUUUGAUAUUUCUGUCAGCUUCAUAGUUACACUUGUAAGGCCAAACUAGAAGCGACAGUGGCUGAUACAUGUCUUAUUACAUUUCUAUUACUUUACUGCUAAAGUAAAUGCUGAAGAAACACUCUAAAUAUUCCUGUCUCCAACCCCGUAUUUCUCACCAGUCUAUUGCUCCAGACUGUUUUCUUUCACCUCAUAGUUGGAACUGAAAAGGCUUAAAAGUUGAUAGAAAUAACUUGCAGCAAAGUAAAGUGUGGAUAAAACUAUUUGUUUACUUGAUUAUUAAAAUUAACAGGUACCACAUUCUGAAAGCAAAUGACCAACAGACACUCCACUUCAUCUAGCUUAGCCUUAAUUUGUCUUUUUCAAGCAUCUCUCACUUUUGUUAAAAGCUCAAAGUGACAUGUAUCAAGUGAGCAUGUGUCUCUCAUGCUUGCAUAGCAUAUCCCAGCAAAACAAUUUAGUGUCAUGAUGAAACACUUAUGAGUCAGAAAUUAUAUCUUACAGCAAAUGAAUGCCUGUUGUCCUUUCAGAGUCUGGGGCAAAGCAGUUUUGUAAUAUCUGAAUAAAUCUUGUGAGUUUAUUUCUCUGAUUUCCUAGAAUUUGGGUGAAGAUUUCCAGAUGAAAACAUGUUCUUGUUUUUUCUUGGGGCAGUGUUUGCAUCUCUGUAGAUGACAUCAAACUGAAAUGUUCUAACAUGGAAGAUAUAUUUUAUAGAGUUGCGAUGUUCAGCUCUUUGAACGGUAAAAGAAUCAGAAAAUAUUCUCAAAGGUUAUACUUCACUCACCAACAUUUAUGCCUGAAAGGUCAUCUUUAUCUAAAACAAUAUCAUCAGACAACUUAAAGAUAAAUACUGAUUUGUAUUGUUGUUGUUUUUCUGUAAUGGUUAAAUCAGGAGCUUGUUCCACCACUGGAGAUUACAAUGUCUGUUUUUUUUUCUGAAUGUAAACCUACAACAACUUUCUUGCUGAAAAGCUAAAGGAUGCAGCUUUUGAACAUUAUUCUGAAAUUAUUACUUUUUACCAUAGAAGGAUAUACAAUAUACUCACAAGUUGGUUACUAAAUAAAAUUUCAAGUCAGCUUGUCAACUGGUGAACAAAUUACACAAUCUUCAGAACAACUGAUACAAUAAAUGCUAACAGAUGCAGUAUCAUUUUAUGUUUUGUGAAUUUUGCAGCUCCUUUUCAAGAACAUAUCAUAUGCAGUUUAUUUAUUUUAGAUAGUUAUUGCUUUAUUUUUCUUUUCUUUCCUGCAUUAUAGGGUAAACUAUCUAAAGCCUGCCAAGAGAGAGACCCAUACCUUUUUUUAAUUGAUGGGGCAGGGGAAAUUUCUUUCCUUUGUAUGUGCUAUUUUAUGUUACUUCUUUGCAUUGUAAUUUCCUCACUUUGAUGCUAUUUCUGUAAGAGUCAAAAUACUUUUUAAAUUUAAUUUAAGGCUGAAGAAGCACAUAUUUUAAUAAAGUUUACGGGUACAAAGAAAUGUUGCUGUAUUUGUGACAUAGGAAAAAAUGGGUAGGAAAAAACCUGGUGCACAUCAGAGCUGU